UAACCUAUUUUUUUCAAUAGUUUCUUUCAACAACAAACAGAAACAGUCUCAAAGCUACGAUUUUUUUCUUCUUUUUCUUGUCCUGUGAGGUGUUCACCGCUGCCUGAUGCCACCGCUCUCCGCCGCAUUUGCCACCACUUCUUUCUUCCUCCAUCGCCGAUAGCUCUCUGCUCUCCGCCACCUACAGAGCUCUGCCGCCACUUGAAGCUUUCCACGUUCUGCCGUCUGCACCCUAUCUCCAGCCAUCACUUUCUCCCUGUUCUCCGCCGCCAACAGAACCUUAACACUAUCGAGGUCAGCAAGUCAAAAUAGAACAGAAUAAAAUAGAACGAGAAGGUUAACGAUCUUCGGCUAAAUGGGGGAUCGAGAAGAAGAAGAAGAAGGAAGAAGGAGAGUGGUGUUUGUGACAGUUGGAACGACUCGUUUUGAUGCUCUUGUGAGUGCAGUUGAUUCAGAAAAUGUCAGAAAAGUUUUGGCAGCUAAAGGCUAUACCCAUCUUCUCAUUCAAUUGGGUCGUGGAUCCUAUAUUCCUACUAAGUCAGAUGGAGAUGAUGGCUCGCUGGCUGUAGACUAUUUUACUUUUUCAUCAAGUAUUGCAGACUAUCUCAGAUCAGCUUCUCUUGUAAUCAGCCAUGCAGGAUCAGGUAGUAUAUUUGAGACAUUGAGGCUGUGUAAACCUUUAGUAGUGGUUGUGAAUGAGGAUUUGAUGGAUAAUCAUCAAAGUGAGCUUGCAGAAGAACUUGCAGAGAGAAAACAUCUCUACUAUGCUAGGCCUCAAAACCUCUAUCAAACAUUAGCAGAUAUGGAUUUAAAUACCCUCCUUCCCUACUCUCCAGGUGAUGCUACACCAGUGGCCAAGCACAUCAACAGAUUCCUUGGUUUUCCUGAUGAUUGAUUCAAAGCCUCUUUUUUCCCCUUUCUUUUUUUGGUUUUCAUGAGUGUAUCUGUGAGGGAGGGUAAUUGAUUUUGGUAAUACUUCUGUUUCUCCGUUGGUUUUAUUGGAGUGUUAUUGUUUUGUACUAGAUUUUUGUGUCAAAGAAAACAAUCAAACAUGUUGAUUCAUUGAACGAGCAAAAUACAUGAGCAAGGAUUACAAUCAAAACACAAACAUUAGUACAUUACACAGUUAUUUGGUGCUAAUUCUAGAAGAGUUUGUGUUGUAAACAUGGUAGUAUUUAUU
Messenger RNA from Arachis stenosperma, 1180 nucleotides. RefSeq lists its product as uncharacterized. NCBI's taxonomy places the organism in Eukaryota, Viridiplantae, Streptophyta, Magnoliopsida, Fabales, Fabaceae. The transcript has 4 exons. The record is from RefSeq and is a predicted model, not a curated record. Bases 356 to 895 code for a protein of 179 amino acids. Gene Ontology annotation, cellular component: extrinsic component of endoplasmic reticulum membrane; UDP-N-acetylglucosamine transferase complex. Gene Ontology annotation, molecular function: hexosyltransferase activity. Gene Ontology annotation, biological process: dolichol-linked oligosaccharide biosynthetic process.